This is a messenger RNA of Pseudopodoces humilis (Tibetan ground-tit), 824 nucleotides long. NCBI's taxonomy places the organism in Eukaryota, Metazoa, Chordata, Aves, Passeriformes, Paridae. The record is from RefSeq and is a predicted model, not a curated record.
GGGGAUGCCCUUACCGCAGCCGGAUGCGGAGGGUGACUGCUGGGAACCAGCCUUAAGUGCUUCUGUGCCUGGACUACGUCAGCAUGUCGACAGAAAAGCUCAAGCAGCACAAAAUCAUCUUUGUGGUGGGUGGCCCCGGCUCAGGGAAAGGGACACAAUGUGAGAAGAUUGUGCAGAAGUAUGGCUACACCCACCUCUCCACGGGGGACCUGCUGCGUGCAGAGGUCAGCUCAGGCUCAGAGCGGGGCAAGAAGCUGCAGGCCAUCAUGGAGAAGGGAGAGCUGGUGCCCCUGGACACGGUGCUGGACAUGCUGCGGGAUGCCAUGGUGGCCAAAGCAGACGUGUCCAAGGGCUUCCUGAUCGAUGGAUACCCCCGUGAAGUGAAGCAGGGAGAGGAGUUUGAAAAGAAGAUCGCCCCCCCCACGCUGCUGCUCUACGUGGAUGCGGGGAAGGACACAAUGGUGAAACGCCUGCUGAAGCGAGGCGAGACCAGCGGGAGGGUGGAUGACAAUGAGGAGACCAUCAAGAAGCGUUUGGAGACCUACUACAAGGCCACUGAGCCUGUCAUUGCCUUCUACAAGAGCAGAGGCAUCGUCCGCCAGCUCAACGCCGAGGGCUCCGUGGAUGAGGUUUUCCAGCAGGUCUGCACCCACCUCGACUGCCUGUAACCAAACCCCCAGCCCCAGUUUCCCCCAGUGCACUCCAGCAGAGACAGCGGAAGCGGCUUUAUCCUGUUUUCAUGGACGGAGCCAUGUGGAGGAAAUUUCAAGGACAUUGUGUUUGGCUCUUUCCCGUCUCUCCCCAGUAAAGUUCACUUUAAUGAA